This is a messenger RNA of Drosophila subobscura, 1146 nucleotides long. RefSeq names its product NAD-dependent protein deacetylase Sirt6 (gene Sirt6). The record is from RefSeq and is a predicted model, not a curated record. Gene Ontology annotation, molecular function: NAD+ binding. The transcript is spliced from 5 exons. Bases 113 to 1126 code for a protein of 337 amino acids. Lineage: Eukaryota; Metazoa; Arthropoda; Insecta; Diptera; Drosophilidae.
AAUCAAUCUGGUUUUAAAAUUAUAUCAACAUGUAAAUGCAUUAUGCUGGUUGUCAAUUUAUUCCAAACUAUAAAAUACAGAAACCCUGAAAAGUAUAAAUGAUAGUAAAACAAUGAGUUCUAAUUACGCUGACGGUCUCUCACCCUAUGAAAACAAGGGAAUACUAGGCCUCCCAGAGAGUUUUGACAGCGAUGAUUCCGUUAGUAAAAAAUGCGACGAGUUAGCCAAUUACAUCAAGAACUCCAAACAUGUGGUAUUUCAUACUGGCGCUGGGAUAAGUACAUCAGCCGGCAUUCCUGACUUUAGAGGACCGAAAGGCGUGUGGACAUUGGAAAAAAAAGGAGAGGUCCCUAAACUCAACACUUCGUUUGACAAGGCAACUCCAACUAAGACACAUAUGGCCCUGCGAGCAUUGGUAGAGGCUGGAUACGUGCAGUAUAUUGUCUCUCAAAAUAUAGACGGGUUGCACUUAAGGUCGGGACUCAAUCGUAGAUACAUAUCAGAGUUGCACGGGAACAUAUUUAUUGAGCAAUGCCAUACAUGUGGACGUCAGUUUGUUCGUUCGACAUCUGUUGAAUCAGUUGGUCAAAAAUCACUAGGAAUCCGCUGUACAUCGACAGCCAGUGAUGUAGGCCGAGCUUGCAGAUCUGGCUCAUUGCAUGAUAACGUGCUGGACUGGGAACACGAUUUACCGCCAAAAGAUCUCGACAUGGCUAUCAUGCAUUCCACAAUGGCCGACUUGAAUAUAACUCUGGGAACAACUCUACAAAUCGUACCAAGUGGAAACUUGCCCUUAAAAAAUAUAAAAGGCGGUGGUAAGCUGGUUAUAUGUAAUUUACAACCGACAAAACAUGACUCUAAGGCGCACUUAGUUAUCUCAAGUUAUGUGGAUGCAAUACUAUCGAAAGUGUGUAAGUGUUUAGGUGUUGAAAUAUCAGAAUAUGCAGAGUCGUCUGAUCCCACCACACAUUCAAGCCUAGUUGAAUGGACUAUACCAUUAAAUCAUGUAAAUACUAUUAAACGUCAGUUUAGAGCACAUUUGAAAGAGACAGUGGGAUGCAGUCCCAAGAGAAAAAAGGCCAGAGGAGCUGUAACCGCCCCGGCUUCGUCCAAAAUAAAUGAUUAAAGUAAAUAAUAUAAUAAUUA